GUUAUUGUUUUCAAGUUUGACAAAAGGAAGACAUGAAGUACGUCUUUGGUUUAUUUAUUUUGUCUACGAUCACCUUAAGUGAAGGCAGUACGACAGUUACGACAAAACCAGGAUGUCCACCAAUUGAUCCACGAAUCAGGUGUGUUCAUUUUCACGAACAAUGUAAAUCGGAUUCAGAAUGCAAGCCAGGACAGUUAUGUUGUGGAGAUAAUUGCGGAACGAAUUGUAGAGAACCCUCUCCGCUACCACCAACUCAGCCAAAUACAUGCUGGCUCCCAAAAGAUCAAGGACCAUGUUUUGCAGCCAUACCUCGAUUCUAUUAUGAUUCCAACACUUACAAGUGUAGGAAGUUUAUCUAUGGAGGAUGUAAAGGGAAUGCUAACAAUUUCCAAACUAAAAAGGAAUGCAAUCAGGAAUGUAAAAAGUCAGUUUGUUCAUUACCAAAGGAUCAAGGACCCUGCGAAGGAUAUUUCAAGAAAUGGUACUACAACGCAGCAACAGGGAAAUGUGAAAAAUUUAUUUAUGGCGGUUGUAAAGGAAACGGAAAUAGAUUCAAUCGUUAUAGGGGUUGCAUGAAAACUUGCAAAGGAGUCACAACACCACCACCAUCACCAUCGCCACCAUCGUCACCACCAACUGAUCCAGUAAAAUCAAAGCCUGGUUUGUGUCCGAAACCAAGCGGCAUAGCUGGUAUUUGUGUAGAAGAAUGUGGAGGAGAUUUUAAUUGCCCGGGAUAUCAGAAAUGUUGUUCUAACGGAUGCGGACACUUUUGUACCAAUCCUGCAGGACCAUCUCCCUCGCCUCCACCACCACCACCAAGGCCAACGUUUCCGCCUCAUUCAGUUUGUGAAAAAGGAACGCCAUUCCCCAACAUUAACUGUGGAUUUGGAUUAGGCAUAAAUCCAUGCCCACGUGGUUAUUACUGUAAAAUCGAAGCAACGGACCAUUAUGCUGUAUGCUGCCAAAAUCCCUGUUCAUAUGGAAGACCACAUCCUACGUUAAGUUGUGGAAUGAUGGUCGGAUCUAACAGAUGUCCAAAUGGAUUUUCAUGUGUAGCAGGGGCUGCUGAUGAGUUUUUUGCAUGUUGUCCAACAAGACCAUCACCAACGCCUCCUCCGCCUCCCCCACCACCGUUUCCGCCUCAAUCAGUUUGUGAAAAAGGAACACCAUUCCCUAACAUCAACUGUGGAUUAGGACCAGCCAGUAAAACAUGCCCACGUAGCUAUUACUGCAAAACUCACCCAACAGAUCAUUACGCAGUAUGCUGUCAAAAUCCCUGCUCAUACGGAGUACCACAUCAAACGUUAAGCUGUGGAAUGGUGAUUGGAUCUAACAAAUGUCCUUCUGGAUAUUCCUGUGCAGCAGGUGCUGCUGAUGAAUUCUUUGCAUGUUGUCCAACAAAACCUUCACCAUCACCGCCACCGCCACCAACACUUCCUGGUGAGUACGAUACAAACUUUACUAUUAAUAUAAAUGUAAUGUUAAACAGUUAA
Messenger RNA from Mytilus trossulus (common blue mussel), 1493 nucleotides. RefSeq names its product papilin-like. The transcript is spliced from 15 exons. Lineage: Eukaryota; Metazoa; Mollusca; Bivalvia; Mytilida; Mytilidae. The coding region runs from base 33 to 1493 and encodes 486 amino acids. Gene Ontology annotation, biological process: negative regulation of peptidase activity. The record is from RefSeq and is a predicted model, not a curated record. Gene Ontology annotation, cellular component: extracellular region. Gene Ontology annotation, molecular function: serine-type endopeptidase inhibitor activity.